Molecule: messenger RNA, 987 nt
Organism: Pieris macdunnoughi
Lineage: Eukaryota; Metazoa; Arthropoda; Insecta; Lepidoptera; Pieridae
Source: the annotation of a GenBank genome assembly
AUGAAUGCUGAAUGUGCUUUUGGUGAUGGAGCUAAAGUAGAAAAAGAGGCCCCAUCUCUCCCUUUAAACCAUCGUUUUCUUGAACCAGAGAAAGCAGUUAAAACAAUUACAGAUAUGGCAAUUUGGGAGAAAUCGGAGGCUUAUAUGGAAUAUACAGGCUUUAUUGUCACAUUAAAUGAGGCUAUCAGAGCAAAACCACUGUCAGUUGACUGUAAAGUAUCCCACAACAUUAAAAAACUUAAUGAAUUACUUGAUAAAAUUAAUAAUUUAAUUGAUGUGUUUCCCCCAAUUGAGCAGCCACAAAGGUUUGGAAAUGUUGCAUUCAAAGAUUGGUUAAAUCAAGUCAGGUUAAAUUCAACGACAUAUCUUCAAGAAGCGUUAGAUCCUAAACUGCACUUAGCCAUACCAGAAAUCAAAGUGUACCUUGAAGAGAGUUUUGGUAACUCAACUAGAAUUGAUUAUGGUACAGGCCACGAAAUGUCUUUCAUUAUGUUUUUGUGCUGUCUCUACAAAAUAAGUUGCUUACAAUUAGAUGAUAAUGUGUCCACUGUGUUCAUUUUGUUUAAUAAAUAUUUGAAAAUAGCAAGGAGAUUGCAGCAGACAUAUAGAAUGGAACCAGCUGGUAGUCACGGCGUGUGGAGUUUAGAUGAUUACCAGUUUGUACCAUUUAUCUGGGGUAGCUCCCAGCUUAUUGAUCAACCCAGAAUAUACCCACCUGCCAAAUUUGUUGAGGAAGAUAUAAUUGAGAAAUAUUCUAAUGACUACAUAUUUUUAUCAUGCAUUAAAUACAUUAAGGAAGUAAAGAAAGGUCCAUUUGCAGAACACUCAAAUCAAUUAUGGAGCAUUAGUGCUGUGGGAUCUUGGGCUAAAAUAAAUCAGGGUCUUAUAAAAAUGUAUAAGAAAGAGGUGCUCGGCAAGUUUCCUGUUAUUCAGCAUGUAUUAUUUGGAUCUCUUUUACCAAUACGUAGAUUUCCUAUUCAACAAUAA